Molecule: messenger RNA, 736 nt
Organism: Rhodamnia argentea
Lineage: Eukaryota; Viridiplantae; Streptophyta; Magnoliopsida; Myrtales; Myrtaceae
Product: auxin-responsive protein SAUR22-like
Exons: 1
Coding region: 98-490 (130 amino acids)
Biological process (GO): response to auxin
Source: RefSeq, a predicted model, not a curated record
AACGCCCCAAGCAUAGUCCCUGGCCAUCAUCUUCAUCGCCAGUUCUAGAGAGAGAGAGAUCAGGGACAAGCAAUAGGGUCCAUCGAUCGAGACGGUCAUGAGCAACCUAGUGAAGAAAAUGUUGUGCUGCGGGGCCAAAAGCUUCGCCUCGGUCGACACUGAAGUGGCGGCCGUACCGGAAGGCCGCGUCCGCGUCUACGUGGGCAAGGACGUCCCGUGCAAGCUCGAGAUGGAGGCCAACUACCUGAACCACCCGCUCUUCGAGAACCUGCUCCGGCUGUCGGAGGAGGAGUUCGGCUACUCCUACGACGGCGCGCUGCGGAUCGCCUGUGAGAUCGACCUGUUCCAGCAACUCAUCCACCUCCUCAAGACCAGCAACCCCACCGCGCAUUACAUGGAGCUUCCCGAUCUCAUCUCCAAGCUCCACACCAGCAGUAAUAACGCCGGCGGCGACGUCAAAAGCGCCAGACGCUUGCCUUGUCGCUCUUGAUGAAUCUCGAUCUCCUCCUUAAAUUUUUUUUCUUUUGGUCCUGAACAUCAUUCUUUUCAUGUACUCAUAGAAAUGGGGCUUGCCUGUGGAUUUUGUAUGGCUCGACCCCGUCUCCCCCCUCGUUAUGUUGUAGAGAGAGAAAUUCUUUUUGGCCGUCAUUCGGCAUGUGAUGCUCGCGACGUGAGCAUAGAAUCCACUGUGAGUUGUGAUUGUAUACACAGAUACAAUGAAGUGAAUUUGUCGAAU